GAAGCUAUCAAUGAGUUUAAAAAGACUAUUGUUUAUUUAAUUCAAUGUCAACUUUCUAAUCAUAGUAGCUUAGUUGGAUCUCGAUGUAUUACUAUUCCUUGUUUAGAAAGUCAGUUUGUAGGUGUAUUUGGAAAGUAUAUAGCACGGUAUGCACUUACUCAACAAACCUAUGAAUGUGUAUUUACAGGUGAAUAUGCAUAUGAAACACUACAGUCAAUUUUUGGAGAUAAUAAUUGGGGUAUUCGUCAUUAUACGGGAAAUCAGCAAACUGCAGUAAUCUUAUUUACACCAACACAAACCGAUCAAGAGAUUGAUGAUAAUAUAAAGGAUUCAGGUUGUAAUACUUUUUCUCAAGAUCAAGAUGUAGCUAAGUUUGAAAUGAAAGUUAAAUGGGAACAACGAGGAAUAAAAGAUAUUAUCAAUCAUAAAAGUACAAGAGGAUUUUUAAUUCUAAGAUUCACAACAGAUAUGGCUUUUUUUAAUCAUUUUAACUUUCAAUUAUUUCUUGUAUAUAGAUUUUUUAUUUUGUUAAUAAAGGAUAGCCUAUAG
Dentiscutata erythropus is the source of this 549-nucleotide messenger RNA. NCBI's taxonomy places the organism in Eukaryota, Fungi, Glomeromycota, Glomeromycetes, Diversisporales, Gigasporaceae. The record is from the annotation of a GenBank genome assembly.